UCCCGCUCAUCGCUGAUUGGCUGCUCUCCGUUCCCCUGGAAACGGCAUUACAGACGCCGGUGUGGGCAGCAGAUCGAGGUUUUGCACGAGCCGCUGAUAGACGUCGUUAUGGCCACUCUAAGCAUGAAACCUGGGAGCCGCUUCUCUGUACCAGACUGGCACACCAACAGUGCUCUCAUUUCCACAAAUGCUGAAAGGCAACGUUGGGCUUCUCACCAGAUUCGCCAGGAAGGCAGAAGUCUACGCAAUGAGACCAACAACCAGACUAAAUGGAAUGAGCAUGAUAAUAGUACCCGCCUAGCCAGUCGUAUUGAUGACGUGGACAAGUGGAAACAAGUGCUGGAUAAGUGCCUGGCUGAAGUAGAUGCAGAAAUAGAUGCUUUGACCUUGAUGAAAGAUGAAGCGGAGCGAGCCUUGCAGGCCAAGAAUGUACCAUCAGAUGUAGCAAUAGACUGUCUGACCCUCCGUGAAAGCCGCAGAAGCAUUGACCUGGUAAAAGACCCUGUGGAGGAAGAGUUGCACAAGGAAGUGGAAGUGAUCGAGGGAGUUCGUAAAGCCCUGCAGCAAAAGAUCAGUGAAGCUUUUGAGCAGAUUUGUCUUCUGCAGGAGACACGUCAACAACUAUCCUGGGAUCAGAGAGACAAGGCUGAAACAAUUGAAAUAGAUCAGACAUGCCUCUCACUUACCAAGUAUUCCCCAAACAUUUCACUGAAAGUGGAUCCAACCCGUGUUCCUUAUGGGACAACCAGUCCUUUAGAAUGGGAACAAUUUAGCCGUUACAACAAAGAGAGAGCAGACGCUGAAGUCCGAGCCUCUGCCCAGUUGAGAGAGGCCAUUGCUAUGACUAUUGCACAGACUAAUAAUGAACUGGAAGCUCAGAGACAAGCUGUGGAAUUUGCUUUCAGGAAGAGGAUCCAUGAAUUUGAAAGAGCUCACAAAGAACUCAAAUGGCAAGAGAAAAAUACUAAAGAGGAAAUAGAGGAACUGGAGGAAGACAUAAGACGUUUGGAGAGUGAUCUCAAAGAGAAGAGUGGACCUCUGAAGCUAGCUCAUACACGCCUUGAGAAUCGUACCUAUAGACCCAAUGUGGAUCUUUGUAGGGACCAGGUACAGUAUGGGUUGACAGAUGAGGUCCACCAGCUUGAGGGCACUAUUGCUGCACUAAAGCAGAAAAUGGCUCAAUCACAGGAUGUACUGGAUGCACUCUACAAACAUCUUGCCCGAAUUCAAGCGGAUAUAAAGUUUAAGGAAAACUCCCUAAACCUGGACAACAAAUGUGUUGAUACCCGCCGGAAGCUCACAGUGCCUAUGGAGAAGUAUGUUCCAACCAUGGAUUCUUUCAACCGAACCACCAAUCGUCAACUUUCACCCUUGAAGAGUCAACAGCUGGAACUAGCUUGAGUUUUCAGAGGGGAUUGUCAUUUUACUGAUUUGUCAGUCAUUCAGGCAAUACAAGAAAUGACCAAUAUACCUUGUAAAAUAUAGGGUACCAUAUGAAAACACUAAUUCUCGGUAAAGUAUUCCUGUUUCAGAAAUAUUGCAGGAAAAAUACAUAUCAAUUUAUGUUUGUGUUUAGAAAAAUAUAUUGAUGAAGAGGGUUAUUUAAACAGAAUAUUAAAAAUUUGUGGACUGGUAAAUAUUACCGUUUUUA
Messenger RNA from Rana temporaria (common frog), 1651 nucleotides. It is a transcript of the gene TEKT2, whose product is annotated as tektin 2. The coding region runs from base 109 to 1401 and encodes 430 amino acids. Gene Ontology annotation, biological process: cilium assembly; cilium movement involved in cell motility. The transcript is spliced from 10 exons. NCBI's taxonomy places the organism in Eukaryota, Metazoa, Chordata, Amphibia, Anura, Ranidae. The record is from RefSeq and is a predicted model, not a curated record. Gene Ontology annotation, cellular component: microtubule cytoskeleton; nucleus.